GACGCACGUUCGUAAAAGAGGCGCGAGUCGGUGUUUGUCAUUUUCUGUACGAACCGCGUUCGUUUGUUUUGGUAAAGUCAGGAUGUCUUUACUGAAACCCUUCAGUAAACUACCUUGUUUAAACUCAGCCAACAUCCUGGUUUUUCCCCCUGAGCUGGUGGAGAGUGACGAGGAGUUUCAGCAGAGUUUAGCAGACGCUCUGGUGGACGAGACGGACUUCACUGUCAAUGUGAGACUGGCCAAGAGUCUGCCUCUGCCCGUGGAGAAUGAGGAGAGUCGUCCAAGAAUAGACCUGGUGGUAUUCAUAAUAAAUCUGACCUCAGAGCUCAGUUUCCAGUCAACGGAAGCUUCCCUGAAAUAUUUGGACCCUGGAUAUUUCCUUGGAAAAGUCUGCUUCAUGGCCACUAAUGCUCGUAAUGCUUCAGUCCCCACAGAGCGGCUGGACGCUGUCAGAAAGCUGGCUGCUUCACUGCACUGCCCGCUCCUGUUCGCUGAGGAUCAGACACCAGAUGGUGUGGCCAAUGCUACAGAGAGGUUGCUGACCAUCUUGAAGGUGGCAGCCGGGCUCGUUCCCAUGGCAACUCCUCUCUACCUGUCCAAUCUGACUCGAUGCACAGUGCCCCUGGAUAUCGACCAGCCGAGCUUUGAUUAGUUUGUGUAACGGUUUAUUUGAAGUGAUCCGUCCCUGACUUGGUCACAUGUACAGUUUAUUUAUUUUUGCAUUGGUUAAAUGUCACUCUUCUGUUAUUCAUUGUAUUAUAUAUUUUUCUUCUUUGCACGUUCGCUGCUGCAACACAUUGAACUAACAUUGCUGCUUGUGCAUAUUGGCAUAAAAGAAACAUGAAGAAGACGGACAACAUCUGGAGAUGUCAUUUCUAAGUAAUAAAAAUAACUGCUUUGAUUUCCAGGUAUUGUGUCCACUGAUGCUUGCUCACGUGCAUUUUGGGAGACUGUAAUAGAACAAAGGCAGGCAAAAUCUAUAUUGGCCGGUGGUUGCGUCUGUCAUUUUACGCACACUUCAUCCUGAACAGUGGUCUUGAUGACCGGAGUGCCUUGCUUUUUUAACGUACAAAAGAGGAAGUACUUAUUGUGAGACGUGGCUCCUUUUUAUAUAGUUGCACAGGUGCCUAAUUAUUCGUACCUGGUGCUUUGGUCUUCAUAACUGUCGUCGUAUGAUCUGUAUUUGUUGCCGGCCCCAUCUUGAUUAGGCCUUACUUGUAAAAGAGAUUUUAAUCUUGGUGUGAUAUCUUUGUGUAAUUGAGAUUAAAUGAAAACAAAAUGA
Messenger RNA from Solea senegalensis (Senegalese sole), 1282 nucleotides. Its product is annotated as centromere protein M-like. The transcript is spliced from 6 exons. Bases 83 to 652 code for a protein of 189 amino acids. NCBI's taxonomy places the organism in Eukaryota, Metazoa, Chordata, Actinopteri, Pleuronectiformes, Soleidae. The record is from RefSeq and is a predicted model, not a curated record.